AUGCUAAUGAGGCGGCUUCUAGUUGUGCUGACAGCGUGCUUUUUCACUGCGACUGCAAUGACGUCAUUCGGAUUCACAUCCUUCAAAGUUCAUGCACACCUUUUAUGCGUUGUUAUUUACAGUGGAGCCUGUAUGUCACGUACCGUAUCGCCUGGUGGCAGGCAUCUCGCACUUUCACCAAUUCGAGAGAGUGAAGUCUUUCGAGCACGACUGUACCGCGCGAAAAGGCUCACCGAUGUGCUAAAUCACAGUUUUUUAUCAGUGCAAUAUGCACUAUAUUUGGUAAUCGGUACAAUAAUCAAUGGCAAACUAAUCCCUCUAGUAUUCGUGGCUCGACUCACUCAUCAUCUUCUUCAGAUGGCUAGCAAUGUGUACGAUCAUUUUACAGGACGUGAAACGUCAAGAUUUAUUGAUUGA
Molecule: messenger RNA, 417 nt
Organism: Ostertagia ostertagi
Lineage: Eukaryota; Metazoa; Nematoda; Chromadorea; Rhabditida; Trichostrongylidae
Source: the annotation of a GenBank genome assembly